CAGGGUUUACAGCCUAUCACGUCCGCCCAAUUAAAAUACUAACCCCCCCCCUUUGUUGACAUCUCCCAUUACUCUGAAUUUGAUGACCAUUCCUCCUAAUUUCUUUCCUCCUUCUUUGGUCUGUGUUCCUAUGCUUUUACACAUUGACUCAAGCAAUAAAGCCACAUACUGACAACCCCUGGGCAUAAGCAAGCUCUAUAUUUGCUGAAGCAUGCGUCCAUUUCAACUGUCAGCCAAACUGUUUUUGUGCAUUCUAACCAUGAGUCAUUCUAAAGAUAAGCUGUUAAGCAAGUCUGUGGUUAGCCUGACCAUAUUACCACAUUCCUAAACUAUUUGUUUUCUUCUCAGCUGAGAGAUUAAGUGGGUUGGCCAAGGAUGUCCUCUUGCAGGUGACACAGACUGUUCUUGUAUAAAAGCCACCAGCAUUGUCUAAGGCGAAGUCCUUGUCUCUGUGCCUCUGAGUUGAAGGGAAAUGGCAUUUGGUGGAACUCUGUGGAUGCUGAUAUUAUAUAUGACCAUCUUCAUUCAUCUCUUGCUGUUAGUGUGGGGAGUUUCUUAUGCUCUUGCCAGGACCCACGUGCCUCGAGGAAUGAGCCGUCCUGCACCAUUGAUAAUUUUAAAUCUCUUAGUGAGAUAUGGAUUUGUACUGGGAGGAAUUCUGCAAAAACUGGGCAUCUGCCAUAGAUAUUCCAUACUCAGGAUCCUAAACCUAUUAAUUCCAGAAGUGAAGGACCCAAAAAUGAUCACAAGGGAUCUGGUUUUUGAUGGGGUGCCUGUGAGGCUGUACUGGCCCAAGACACCACCUGCUGGGAACAGGAAAGGAAUCAUCUUUCUUCAUGGAGGGGUUGCACUAUUUGCAAGCAUCCGAACUUCUGCAAGGAUCUGCCAUUCGCUUGCCCACGGAACCGACUCAGUGGUUAUGUGUGUUGAAUUUCGUUUAGCUCCUAAGCAUCCGUAUCCAGUCCCUGUAGAGGACUGUUUAACUGCUGUAAUACACUUUCUGAAGAAUGCAGAGGAAUACGGAGUGGACCCCAGCUGCAUUGCCAUUGUUGGGGAGAGUAGUGGAGGCACUUUUGCUGCAGCCAUUUGCCAAGAACUGGUGACCAGAGAGGACCUCCCAAGAGUGCGAGCUCAGGUCCUGAUCUACCCAUUCCUCCAAGCAAUGGACUUCAAUUUGCCCUCCUAUCAGCAAAACCAAUCAGUUCCUCCCUUGUUCAGGAAACGAGGUAUUAAACUCGCUUUGACAUAUCUCACUGGGAAGACAAUGAAUGUAGAUGGAAUUCUGAAAGGCGCCCAUGUCCCUCCUGAUUUGAGAGAGAAAUACCGAAAAUGGAUAAGUGCUGAUAACAUUCCGGAAGAAUUUAAAGCUAGGGGCUAUGUUCCUGUAGCACCUGCCCCAUUUUCAAAAGAACUUUAUGAACAAGUUAAAAGAGGUGCUGAGGCAAUGUUUGCACCCCUUCACGCAGAGGAUGACAUAAUCCGCCAGCUCCCAGAGACUUUCAUUCUAACCUGUGAAUAUGAUUUUCUCCGGGAUGAUGGGCUGUUGUACAAGAAGCGGCUAGAGGACCACGGUGUGCCAGUGACAUGGUAUCAUGUUCAAGAUGGAUUUCAUGGAAUAAUGGCCAUGGCUGGUUUGAAGGCAAUUGAAUAUCCGAGCACACAGAAAUGUUUGCAGAAUGUAAUACAGUUCUUAAAAGGUUUAUAGAAAUGAAUGACAUUCUUUGUCUUCCUAUGGCAGUCUUCCCCUUCUGUGGAGGGAAAUAUCGUUCCUCAUUGUGCCAAUCCUGAAGUAAAAAGAAAAACUCUGAUCAAAAAUUCCACUCUGUUUAAUUUAUUAAAAUCACCAUGGACUCUAUAAAUACAUAAGCAAAGCCCUACUGGAUCAAGCCAUUGGCUCACUUCAUGCAGCAUCUUGUUCUCUUUAUGUUACAUAUUUUAUAAUUUAAUUUUCAUACAAUUUAACAAAUUCAAUUCAGUUUCAAUACAAUAUUCCCUCAACAUUUUGACUCCUCAUCCUUACUUCCAUGAUGUUUCUGUUCAAAUCCUUUGUCUACUAAAUGUAAUACUCAUUUCUAUAACAAAUAUCCAACAUUAGAUUCCUUUAUCA
This is a messenger RNA of Podarcis raffonei (Aeolian wall lizard), 2107 nucleotides long. Its product is annotated as arylacetamide deacetylase-like 4. The record is from RefSeq and is a predicted model, not a curated record. The transcript has 4 exons. Gene Ontology annotation, molecular function: carboxylic ester hydrolase activity. Lineage: Eukaryota; Metazoa; Chordata; Lepidosauria; Squamata; Lacertidae. Gene Ontology annotation, cellular component: membrane. Bases 473 to 1705 code for a protein of 410 amino acids.